Messenger RNA from Prorocentrum cordatum, 2548 nucleotides. NCBI's taxonomy places the organism in Eukaryota, Dinophyceae, Prorocentrales, Prorocentraceae. The record is from the annotation of a GenBank genome assembly.
CGCGGCGGUAUGUGGCGCCCGCCGGCCGCGCCGUGCCCUCCGGGGCCGACGGUGCCGCAGCGCGUGCGCCGGGCGGCGCGGUGGCGUACGAUCCGCGGCUCCAGGUGCCUGCGCCGUUGCUGCAGGACAGGUGCUUGGCGCAGGCCAUGAGGAGGAAGCCAGACGUGGACCUCGCCGUGAAUGUCUUCGGCGCGGACCUGCUGAUCAGCCGCGACGAGCUGGUCCUAGGGGAGAGCAUCGGCUCGGGGUCCGUUGCGGAGGUCUUCUACGGCUCGUGGCGAGGCACGGAGGUGGCGGUCAAGCAGCAGCCGGUGGACGACGCGAUGGACGUCGUCAUCAUGCGGGAGCUCAGCGUGAUGGCGCGCAACGAGCACCCGAACUUGGUUCGCUUGCUGGGCUUCUGCCAUGGCGGCCCAACCUUCGAUCUGGUGCUGGAGCUCUGCCGAGGGGGUGCGCUGUUCAACCUGCUGCACCUCUCCGAGCGCCAGAUCUCCAUGAGGCAGCAGCUCAAGCUGGCCGAGGACGUCUCGGAGGGCAUGGCCUACCUGCACCGGCAGACGCCCCAGAUCAUGCACCGCGACCUGAAGAGCCUGAACGUGCUCCUCCACGAGCCGGUGACCAGCCUCCACGACGUCCCGCUCGCGAAAGUCACCGACUUCGGGCUGGCCCGGGCGCGCGGAGGUCCACGGUGCUGGGCGCAGUCCGCGCCGCAGGCCACGCUGCAGCUCCAGGAGCGUUGGCGGCCGCGGCGGCACUCGAGGAUCGCUCCAGUUGCCCGGAGAAGCUGGUGGGGCUGUGCAGGUCCCCCGAAGACGUCGAGCCGCUACCCUGGAUCAAGGAGAAACAUCCUGGAUGAGCCACACGAACUCGCCCGACCGGCAGAUCUCCUCGGCGAGCUCCGACGGCGGCCUGCAGCGGAAUCGGCCGUGCGGGGACACGUUAUCGACCGUCUCCUCGCGGGCCGCUGGCGACCUGCAGGUCGCGGACACGUUCCAGCCGCGCGUGCUCCACGCCCCACCAGUGCCCAUAUUCAACGACGAGGACAUCGCCGAUACGUGCUGGUCAACGGCGUGCACGUCGCCGUGCCUGUCCUGGACGCGUGGGGUCCGCCAGUUCACCCGCUGCCCACGCGCGCGACGUCUCCGUCCUUUGGCACCUCGCGCUGCUCGACGCCGCAGUCCCCCGAGGAGCCCUGGAGCCAGCUGGCCUCCGAGGCCAACCAGUCCAGCCGAGCGAAGCAGAUUUCGAGCAGCUCGAUCUGCUCCGACUCUUCGAGGUACACGGCCGUCAGCAGGCUCACCAGCCGCAUCGGCUCCGUGCAGUGGAUGUCGCCAGAGCUCCUGCUGGGAGGUGAGAAUUACACUUCGAAGGUAGACGUGUACGCGUACGGGAUGUUGGUGUACGAGAUAUUCUUCUUCGAGCCCCCCUUCGUAGAGUUCGAGCCCGAUGAGGUGGAGUCGGCGGUCCUUGCGGGCGUAAGGCCCGACAUCGGUUGCGAUGACGUGCCCGAGCAGAUGUUGAGGCUGAUGCGGGCGUGUUGGCACCAUGAUGCCGAACGGAGGCCCACCUUCGAGGCGUUGCGGUGCGCCCUGGCCUCGUUCAGAGAGCAUGAUGCGGAUGCGUUCGAGGCGUUCUUGUCUCCGUGAGGGCUUGCCCGGUGGCCAUUGCAGAAGGCAGUUCCCGUGCAGACUCCCGUGGCCCCGAACCACAGGGUCUACAUACUUUGUUGCCUGGACCCAGGAUGCAGAAAGUUGUGGCACGCCAGUGGCAGCACCAGCGUGCCGUCUGAAAAGACCCCCUGCGCGACGAGGAGCUGCUGUUCCCCGGACGGGACUGGGAAGAAGGAGUUCAAGCGCGCAAGGUCAAGUCACAUGUCAGGCAUGCUCAGAUCCUCGAGGGCCUGCAGUCAGCCAUGCUCUCGCACGGCAGCAAGUGCGCGGAUGAGGAGGCGAAGGCGCGUGCCUACGAGCGUCGACCAUCGCUGCAGUUUCAGCGCCUGGCCAUCCAGCAGCAGAAGUUUGCGCGUGGGCCCGGUGUCUGGGCCGCCCAAGUUGGCGCCGCCAUGUCCGAGACCGAUUGCCAGCAUCGGGUUAAGCGACCGAGAGCUGACGCCCCCCGCUCAAUUCAGUUGGUCAAGCCCCCCCCCUCGCUUGAAGAAAGGACUGUCCAGUCACAGGCUGCUCUUCUUGCGCGAGGGGAAAAGUGCCACCAGCUUUUUAGUUUUCAGGUCCCUUUCGGCCCAGACGAUCCUUUGUCUGUUGUGGCCGACGUGGUGCUUUUGUCAUUCAGAGGCUGGCUUAGCUUGCUCUCCCGCGUCCCACUUGCGUUCCCCAAUGGGCCCGUACGGUAGCAACUCGGCCUUCUGAAAGUGAAUUCGAGAUUGACCGUGUAAUUCAUUUUGUGCAGAAUUUGCGGCGUCUGACGCCACCGUCAGUUCCCGUUUCUGCCCAAAUUGUGGUGCCUCCGCCACUGCUGCAGGCCGCGCGUUCGUCCACCCAAGGCAGCCGUGCCCAUUUUCGAGGGGAGGUGGAUCGCGGGCCUGGUCGGG